Molecule: messenger RNA, 1401 nt
Organism: Oppiella nova
Lineage: Eukaryota; Metazoa; Arthropoda; Arachnida; Sarcoptiformes; Oppiidae
Source: the annotation of a GenBank genome assembly
AUGAGUGAAUCGUAUGAAUCGUUGUCUCAUUUAAGUCGUGAAGAGUUGUAUUCAUUAGUGAAUGCAUUGAAACAUUACUCCCGAAGAAGUGGUCGCCAGAAGAUCAAAGAGUUUACUACAAGUGAUAGCCCAACAGACGGUACUGAGUGUGAGACCAGUUAUGAGACAAUCGGUGGUAAAGCGUAUGUAAAUAGGACUCAAAAUAAUGCGAGACUUGUCUCAAGAAGUGGUAAUACUUUGAAUGAAAGCAAUGCUAAGCAAAAGCGAUCAAAUGAUGACAUUAAAGGACUGAACGAUAAUUCAGACAAAUGUGAGACAAUCGGCGGUAGAGAUGAUCAGAAAAAGUCUGCAAUUAAUAAACAAUUUGCCGAAAGACUGUCUCUUUUGAGAACAUUUACCAAAAGACAACUCAAGACAGCAAAUGAAAGCAAAGAUAAUGACAGCGAAACCGAUGAGGAAUACAAAGCGAUUACAAUUAAUGUGGAAAUGAGUGAUAAUUCAGACACCGAUCGCCCGAAAAGGGGCGACAAAAUUGAGGACAAAUAUGAUAGCGAUUAUAAUGAGCGCAAUAAACCUGAUGUCAAUCCGAGUGCCCCCCGAGAGCGACGUUUUAUGAAAAUAUAUUUCUGCGAUAUCGGGAACUGUAGCCAACAUUUCGCCCGAACUAGUGAUCUGACGGCUCAUAAGGGGGCCGGCGAUCAUGUGUUUGGACAGCCAUUCGUGUGCGGACUCAAUGGCUGUCCGUUCGAGUCGCUAUCCAAAGAGGAUUUAAUGGAUCACAUGGAGACCUGUGACCACAAGAUGUCUAGUGAACAGUGCGUUAGGGCGCGUGAGAACCGGUAUGCCUGCGAUUGGAUUGGCUGUGAUAAGAGAUUUGUAACGGAAUAUACACUCAAUAAGCAUAAACAGCAUAAGCACUUGGACAGCACCUUCCGGUGGGAUGGGAGGGAUCACAUAAAACUUGCUAAACAUGCGACCAACCACUCAAUCAAUUAUGUGAUGAAAGUACACGUGAAUAUUAAGCAUAAGAAGUGCUAUAAAUGUGUUGAGUGUGGGAAGGGUUGGGGUUCUAAAGCGAUACUCAAGAAUCACAUGAAGUCUCAUAAUAGUGAUCUCAAAAUUACGUGCGAAUGGUAUGGAUGUGAGCGACUGUUCAACUGUAAGGGAGCCAUGAAAAUGCAUAUGAAUACACAUACGGGAGAGACUGUCUACCGGUGCCAAUGGCCCGGAUGUGACAAAACAUACUUUACCAAGUGUAGUUUACGAACUCAUGGAAAUAGGCAACAUAAAGGAAUUAUGGACUACCGGUGCUAUUGGCCUGAAUGCGAUUAUACAUCAACUGCAAAGCUUCAAUUUCAUAAUCAUAUCAAUAAACAACAUAAAGACAUGAGUAGGAAGUAA